Messenger RNA from Lycium barbarum (goji berry), 1269 nucleotides. Its product is annotated as tyrosine-protein phosphatase RLPH2-like. Gene Ontology annotation, molecular function: hydrolase activity. The record is from RefSeq and is a predicted model, not a curated record. Bases 46 to 993 code for a protein of 315 amino acids. The transcript is spliced from 5 exons. Lineage: Eukaryota; Viridiplantae; Streptophyta; Magnoliopsida; Solanales; Solanaceae.
UUUUUACUCCAUCAUCAAUGCAUUGUACACAAAAGCACCAAAACAAUGGAGGACAACAAUAAUCCACCCAAUAAACAUAGAAUUGUCUGUUGCAUAGGUGAUAUUCAUGGUCACAUAACAAAACUCCAAAAUAUAUGGUCAAAUCUUGAAUCUUUAAUCAACCCUUGUGAUUUCCAAACUGCCCUUAUCAUUUUCUUGGGUGAUUAUUGUGAUAGAGGUUCAGAUACUAGUAAAGUUAUAGACUUUCUUAUUUCUUUACCCUCAAAAUACCCUAAACAAUCUCAUAUUUUUCUUUGUGGUAAUCAUGAUUUUGCAUUUGGUGCAUUCUUGGGUGUAAUUCCAAGUCCACCUGAUGGUUCUGAAUUUUCAGAGACAUGGAAAGAGUAUGAAAUGAAUGAGCAAAGAGAAGGGUGGUAUAAAGGUGAAGGAUUUGAGAAAAUGCAUUUGCAAGGGAGGAGAUGGGCUGGGAAUCAUACUGUUAAGUUUAAUACUGCUAAGGGUAUUGACUACAAAGGAUCUAUAUAUGAUGCUGCACCUACUUUUGAGUCUUAUGGUGUUCCCCAUGGUUCUGCUGAUCUUAUGAAGGCAGUUCCUGAUGAGCACAAGAAGUUCCUUGCCAAUUUGGUUUGGAUUCACGAAGAGGACGAUGUUUCCAUAAAAACUGAGGAAGGAAUUAGAAAGUGCAAACUAAUUGCUGUUCAUGCUGGCCUGGAGAAAAAGAAACCUGUUGAGCAGCAAAUUCAAACCCUGAAAGCAAAGGACACAAGGAUUCCUAAGGUGGAAGCCCUUAGUGGAAGGAUGGAUGUAUGGGAAAUUCCUCAGGAACUGGCUAAAACUCCAACAAUAAUCGUAAGUGGCCACCAUGCAAAAUUACAUAUUGAAGGCCUAAGACUGGUAAUAGAUGAAGGUGGUGGAUAUGAAGAUAAGCCAGUAGCUGCAGUAGUGCUUCCUUCAAUGGAAAUUGUACGCGAUACUGAUCGUUUGGUGAAAUAGAUUGCUGCACGGGAGAAUGACUUUUUGAUCAGCUAUCAAAGUCUUGGACACCAUAUGUAGUAUAUUGGCUAUGUAUUAAGUCUUUACCUCUUAUAUUUUUCUUUGGCUAGACCUUGGUUGAAUGUAGUCAGAGAAUUUACACAAUAAGCCUGUGUCGGACGAACUUCCAGGCCUGUAGAGAAUCAUAUUAUGUUGUAGAUUCUCUACUUUUUGAUAUACUGCUUGUAUAUGGGAAAUUUCCCAUAUUUAAUGAAAUUAUGUACCGUAUGACGCGCA